Molecule: messenger RNA, 1612 nt
Organism: Anopheles maculipalpis
Lineage: Eukaryota; Metazoa; Arthropoda; Insecta; Diptera; Culicidae
Exons: 7
Coding region: 1-1557 (518 amino acids)
Biological process (GO): synapse organization
Cellular component (GO): neuron projection membrane
Source: RefSeq, a predicted model, not a curated record
AUGCCUAGCAGCAACAGCAGCAACAGCAGCAGCAGCAGUAGCAGACGGAUUACCAGCCUGGAUCGACGACGACUGACGCAGCUGACAAAAUGGUGCACGCUUUUCAUCAUUUUAGAGUCUACGAGCGUUGGAAGCAGUUUAAUAACUUCCCCCAGUAGUACCUCAGCCAGUACCACGAGCACAGAUACCACUACCAGCAGCACUACCACAACCACCAACACCAUCCCCAGUAGCAGCAGCUGGCUGGAAAGUACGAGUCCCGCUAGCACCCCUGGAUCCUACUUCACAACCGCAGCCACAGUUCCUUCCAUCGAAACACUGCCCCGUUUCGAAGCACUCGUGCAGGAAAGUCCAAACAGUUCCCGGGGCAAAACACUACCCCUGCUGGGUUCGGGUGCACUCCGAGAGACCUUGUCCCAGCCGGACGGUGGCCGAGGACUAGCGACCAGCAAGCGUGGUCCGGCUAGCAGUAGUAGUAACGCUAUUAGCAGUAAAGGUAGUAUCACUAGCACCAGCGUCAGCAAUGGCAUCAACGCACACACAACCGUCGCACCGACACUGGUGGACGCGGUGGAACCGAGCGGUAGUGGAGCGAGCAGUAGUUUUAGUAAAAUCAUUAGCGCCAAUCUAAUACUCGCCGAAGGCGGUGGACACGGGGAGGUCGGUAAGAUCGGACCGGGCCAAAAGGUGCCGGUCGGAUUCUCGGGCAGCAGCAGCAAGGUGAGCUCUGGGAAAGUUUCCAAUGCGAAAGGUGCAUCGUCGGAGGUGGAACCGAGUGGUAAUCGGCUCGAGGGUGGUGAUGUGGUGACCACAUCCGAGGGUAAUUUCAGUAAGAUGUACUUCGAAACCGACAACCACACUACCAUUGCGUCCCAGGUCGGAUCGAUAGCGGUGUUGCCGUGUGCGGUGCGUAACAUCGGUGAAGGUGUGGUGUCAUGGAUCAGGCGGAAAGAUUAUCACCUGCUCACGAUCGGUGUCACUACGUACAGCAGUGACGAGCGGUUUAACAUCAUCCAUUCGGAAGACACGGAGGAAUGGCCACUGCAGAUCAAGUACGUGCAGUUACGAGACGCCGGUCUCUACGAAUGUCAGGUUUCGACACAUCCACCGACGUCAAUCUUCGUCAAGCUCGACGUGGUCGAAGCUAAGGCGGAAAUUUUUGGACCGUCGGAAAAGUAUCUAAAGCCGGGCUCGAUGCUACGGCUAACGUGUCGCGUCGUGCAGAGCAAUGAGCCACCGUUGUACAUAUUCUGGUAUCACAACAAUCGCAUGAUCAACUACGAUGCACACCGGGGCGUCAACGUAUCCACCGAGGCGGACAAUCGGUACUCGGAGCUUGUCAUUUCACACACGAAUACACUUAACUCGGGAAACUACUCGUGCGUUUCAAACAAUGCUGUAGCUGCAUCGACGCUGGUGCACAUACUAAACGGCGAAAACCCGGCAGCCAUGCAACACGGUGAUCAUGGAAAUGCGGUCCUGGUAGCAUCUCAUAUUCAUCUGCCGCUGGCAAUUGUAACAUAUCAGGUCAUCAAUUUCGUCUUAAAUAUGCAUUGAGUUCACUGCACAACGAGAACACGGUGCGAUGGACUAAUAGUGGUGUGGCGAGUGG